Macrobrachium nipponense is the source of this 1509-nucleotide messenger RNA. RefSeq names its product rho GTPase-activating protein 1-like. Lineage: Eukaryota; Metazoa; Arthropoda; Malacostraca; Decapoda; Palaemonidae. The record is from RefSeq and is a predicted model, not a curated record. Gene Ontology annotation, biological process: negative regulation of endocytic recycling; small GTPase-mediated signal transduction. Gene Ontology annotation, molecular function: GTPase activator activity. Gene Ontology annotation, cellular component: cytoplasm.
AUGGCAGGACAGAAUCAGGAUGUUUUCCUUCUUGCAGAUCUGCAGGAGCUGCUCCCAGCAGCUCCCGACUACCUGGAAUCGCCAGUGUCGGAUGGCACCAUCGAGGAAAAUUUCGAGGAGGAACUGGGCAGCGCCCUAGGAGUGGAGGACGAGCAGGCCCUUCGACACAGAUUCACGGACGACAACAACUACGAUGACAUCUCCUGUCAUAAUAUCGUCGAUAUCGUGGGCGACGAUACCUAUGGCCGGAAAGUCAUCGUUGUGUCGGCCUGCAAGUUGCCGAGCAAUAAGGUUUUCAACCAUGAAAAAUUUCUCAAGUACCUGAUGUUCACCCUAGACCAGUACGUCGAGCAAGACUAUUCGCUGGUUUACUUCCACUACGGCCUGAACUCCAAGAACAAACCCCCAGUCAGUUGGUUGUGGUCCGCUUACAAAGCCCUUGAUCGGAAGUACAAGAAAAACCUGAAGGCAUUGUACCUCGUCCAUCCCACGAACUUCAUCCGAGUCGUGUACAAUAUUUUCAAGCCUGCCAUUAGCGCUAAGUUUGGGAGGAAAGUUUUAUACGUGAAUUACCUCCAUGAGCUUCAACAGCAUCUCCAUCUCAGCCAGUUGCCCAUUCCUCAGUGUGUCCAGCAACAUGACCAGCAACUCAUUGCCAAACUUAAAAGCCUGCCAAAGUCCCCUGGUGCUCGACCUAAGCUGCCAACACAGCAGUUUGGGGUGUCUUUGCAGUAUAUCAAGGACGCCAACAACAAUGACCCUAUUCCUCCUGUACUAAAAAACGCAUUACUUUUCCUUGACCAUCCAGAUGCACUGGAAACAGAAGGUCUGUUCAGAAGGUCAAGUGCAGCCGCUGUUGUAAAGAGUGUGCAGGAACGUUUCAAAGGAGAAGAUGUCCAGUUUGACAUAAACAUGGAUGUCCACACAGCAGCAGUCAUAAUCAAAACAUUUUGUUUUUUUUUACGGGAACUGGAAGAACCUCUCAUGACCUUUGACCUCUAUGAUGAAAUUAUCCAGUUUCAGGGUCUGAAUAAAAGUGAACGUUUAGCCACCAUCAAGACCAUAUUGCUAGAAAAGUUGCCAGAAGAUAACUACCUCGUUCUGAAGUUCCUCGUCAACUUCUUGUCAAAGGUUAUGGACCGCAGUGACUUGAACAAAAUGAAUGCCAGCAAUCUCGCAGUAGUAUUUGGGCCAAAUCUUGUCUGGCCCAGAGGUGGGCAAAUGUCACUGAAUGCCAUCGCUCCUAUCAACCUCUUUGUCGAAGUUAUGUUAUCUUCUCAUCAUCAAAUAUUUGUCAUGUGAAACUGAAUAAUUUGUCAUUUAUUUUUUAUGAUUUCUCACCUUCAUCCUUAAAGUAUAGUUCUUUGAAAAAUGGUCAUGUAGAGUAAUAUUGAAAGAAAGGAAAAGGAUUCAUGUAUGGUAGUCUACAUAUACUAGAAGGUUUUGGCUUUAUGUGUUUGUGAUUCAUCACCAAAUUAGAUCUGAUAUAUGAUUGAUAUUUGUAGACCA